AUGAAUCCAAGCACGGAAGAAGCUUCAGUGUCUACAGCAAGUUUAAGUGCAGUCAUGGCUACAGGAAGUGUCAACACGACUAAUGCCACUGCAGUGAAUUUAGCUGGAGCCAUUUCUGGCACUUCUGUCGGGACAACACCAGAUUGGAGGGACAAGGACGCCGAUCGAGGCGCUCGACAGCAAAUUGCACGAAUCAUCUUGACGUUAAUAAUGAAGAGUGCCAACAGACCGGCUUCCGCUAAUUACAAUCCCCGAGAAAUCGCGAGGAGAUUAGAACAUACGCUUUACAUGGGAGCGCCAUCGAAACAAGAAUACAGCAACGUGCAGACUUUAAAGGCACGGCUGCAGCACGCUCUUGACAAUUCAAGGCGGCGGCAAAUGCAGCAGCAACAGACAAGGCUACAGCAACAGCAGCAGCUGCAAGGGCAAAAAGCAUCUACAGAUUCUGCGCAGCAACAAACGCAAGUUCAAUUGCUGCAACAGCGACAAAUAGCGCUACUUCAGAGACAACAGCAGCAGCAAAUGGCUGCAGCACUGCAUAAUCAACGAGCAAACUUUCAGGCUGUCCCAUUUCCCGGAUCAUCUACGGGUAUGACCCAGGGCUCCAUGUCUCAGCCACUUCAGAUGCCGCUGAAUAUGUCACAAAUGACGGUAAAAACUCCUCGAUCCUUGAAUGCAGUAAAUCCAACUCCAGGUAUUACCGGUUCAAAUCCCAGCAUUGGAUCAGGCGGAGCAUCUAAUUCGAUAUUGGACGAGCUGGAGCGCGAGGCAAAUGAAAUGGCCAAUGGAGUGAAUGAUCAACCACUUUCGAUGCCGGAAUCUGAACUACAAGUUGCAACAACGCCAACUGGGGGUUUGAAUACUGCAAGUGGAAACAACUUUGUGAACAUGACACCAACAACUGCUUCACCGGUCGUCGUUGGUGGUGGUAUCGGAUCGGGUUCGUAUAGCGCGAUUCCAUUGAGCAUGCCGCCAGAGAUAAGCGCUAGUGGUGCGUCGUCGGCAUGUCUUGUUCAGCCAUCUCCAACACUGGCUAGUGCUGCUCCAGCGACUGCUGCUGGAACGAACAUGUACCACGAAAUGAAUUUGACGGGCCCACAGAUUCAGCAGAUCCAACAAAUUCAGCAAAUGCAGCAGCUCAGGCGUAUGCAGCAGCUCCAGCAGCUUCAACAGCAGCAAUUAAAUGGAACGGUUAGCGCUGCCCAUCUGCAAGCUGGUACUAAUGUGCUGACAAGCGCCACGGCCACUACGCUAACCGCUGGUACGACUAGCAACGGAAUUGCGCCUGGAAUGAUCCAAAUGAAUGAAGUGUCAAUCGCUCAGAAGCGGGAAGAACUGAAGCGGCGACUAAUUCAGUUGAAGCACGCGCGAACGUGUACGACGGGAGAAUGUACGAUCGAUUAUUGCAGCCGCACAAAGGCAUUACUUUCACAUGUGUCGCGUUGUGCAAACGCACAGUGCACAACGCUAGGGUGCAAGUCAACUCGGCAGUUGCUCUCGCAUUUUCGAAAAUGCCGUAAUCUACAAUGUGAUGUGUGCAGCGCUAUCCGGCCUCCAAUGAACGAGAAUGAGCAGCAACUGGUGCUUCGACGGCAGCAGGAACGGCUUUGCAUGCUACGUCACGCCAGUACUUGUACAGCGCAGCAAUGUAUUCUCCCGUAUUGCGCCGGAAUGAAAGUGCUUUGGAAGCACAUCUGCGAUUGCCAUCAGCGACAGUGUCGAACGGACCAUUGCAUUUCAUCACGCUACGUGCUUUCGCAUUUCAAACAGUGCAAUAAGAUGAUUUGUGAAGUAUGUGGUCCAGUGCGGAAGGCUAUUAAAGUGGUAGACUCUUGCCGUGGGAAUCCUGCUGAACUUCAGUUGGUGGCAAGUCAGUGUCCAGAUGGUGUGCGCGGAUUAAUCAAGAUUAUGAAUACUACCACUGCAGGGGUCUCAUCUUCUGGUGCGCAAGCAGGAGCUGGAGGCGAUGUGACAGGUGGUGCACACCAAGCGAAUGUGAAGGCCAAGGAAGCACCUGUCGGUGGCACGGUGGCUAGUCAAGGCCACACGACUUCCAGUGAGUCCAGCUUGACAAAUGUCAAGGAAGCGGGUUUGUUGGAGGAGAUGAAGAAAAAACCUCUGAAACUUCAAACUGAGAAAGAGAAAAAGCUUCGCCGCAAAGAGCAGGCCAAAAUUGCGAAGGCUCGCGCUCAAGCGAAGGCAGCAGCAGCGGCGUCGGCGACAGGGCUUACUGGACCUGUUGCUGCUUCGACAACGGCAGGAGCCGUGCAGCCCAUGAUGCCCAAUGGCCUUAUUGUUCGUGGCACUCAGACGGAACUACGUAGUGAGCAUCAUGUUUCGCACCAAGAUAUUUCUUUCUUAGAUUCAAUGACGGGUGGUCAGCUGGAUGAGCACAUUCGCUCGCUUAGGUUUAAUUUUUGUGGACACAUAUCGAUUGGAGAGCUGAAAAGCCGACUAAUGCCACUGCUGACAAAGCUUAUGGACAGUGAGUACGGGUGGACAUUUAACAAUCCUGUGGAUCCCGUGCAGUGGAACAUUCCAGACUACUUUGAUAUUAUCAAGUGCCCUAUGGAUCUCGGUACAAUCAAAAAGCGGUUGGAAAGUGAGCACUACAAUAGCGUUGAAGCAUUUGCGGGGGAUGUACGCUUGGUCUUCGAAAACUGCAUUGCAUACAAUAGCAGCACAAACAAAUUCAACAUUGCAGCGAAACAGCUGCUUGCUUCGUUUAACAAGUCGUUGGCAGCAUUUAAAAACCAGCUGGAAAAGCAGCUUUUUAAGCGCUGUGAACAGCGCCGUGAAGAGAUGUGUCAAUUAUGUGGGGGAGACUCGUUUAAGUUUGCACCGUGCAUGCUCUUCUGCAGCGGACCUUGUGCUGGUCGUAUUCGGAGACAUACUCACUACUAUAGUGAUCCUCGGGGAGAACACCACUGGUGUUCAACUUGCUACAAACAGAUGAAAGAAGGUCCCAUCGACAUGUCGCUUUUGCCCCAAUUAUCAAGUGCAGCAACAGAAGUGGCACAUCCUCCCGGUGCCGGCAUGGUCCCCUUCGAUGGAGUUUUGAAGAAAUCGUCGCUUUUGAAGCGAAAGAACAGUGAGGUUGCUGAAGAACCGUGGGUAGAGUGCGAUUCGUGCAAACUGUGGUAUCACCAAAUUUGUGCUUUGUUUAAUGAACGAAAUCAUGCGAUUUCCGGUGAGCAAGAACCGUUCGUGUGUCCAAUCUGUGUAAAGAAACAACGCGCAGCUGGCGUGAAACCGUCACUAGAAAAUGGCCUAAAGGCCAAACGGCUACCAAUCACACGAAUGGCAAAGCUCAUCGAGACUCGCGUGCUGGAGUCCAUCGAAAAGGCAGGCAAAGACGAAGCUGUGCGUAUGGGUAACAUGGGUAACUCCGACAGUAUUGGGUUUUCGAGCGGUCCCAAGGAAACUGCAUCUGAUACCCAGUUUGGAAUAACAAUUCGUGAGGUUCUCAGCAUCGAUAAGCAAGUGCAAAUCAAGCCAAGGAUGGGCAAGUUGCUAGCAACGAAGUAUGGAAAUACGAAUCAUACUGAAUAUGGUGCGGCUGGGGCUGUUAGUGGGCAGACGAAAUCAUUGAAACGUCCACGAUCAACAUCCUCUGUUGGCUACAAGAAGGUUGCUGCACCUGCUUCGUUGCCUUUAUCAUUGCAGUUGACCUAUCGAUCGCGAUGCAUAUGUGUCUUCCAAGAAUUAGAUGGCGUGGAUGUGCUAAUCUUCACGCUCUAUGUACAGGAAUAUGGCCCUAGCUCUUUUUCGCCAAAUGCUGGGCGUGUGUACGUAUCAUAUCUGGACUCGGUCAAUUAUUUUCAACCGAAGAAGCUGCGCACGUUAAUGCAUCAACAAGUGAUGUUAGGCUUUCUCGAGGACUGCAAAAAUCGUGGCUUUCACACGUGCCACAUUUGGUCUUGUCCACCGCUGAAGGGUGAUGACUACAUCUUUUUUUGCAAACCAGAUAAUCAAAAAAUUCCGAAAGCGGCGCGUCUGCGUCAAUGGUACCAGAAACUCUUGGUGCAAGCUAAACGCGAUGGGCUCGUCGCUAAUAUCUCCAAUCUUUACGCGGAAUAUUACAUGAAGAAGAAAGCAGCUCAUGAGCUGCCCUAUUUUGAAGGUGAUUACUGGCCACGACUUGCUGAGGAUCUCAUAAAGCAGCUCGAAGAAAAAGACAAUGGUAAUCGAGCGAAAUCGGGAACGUCAGAUACUGUUGAUGCCAAUGGGGCUAGCGCCAGUGGCGCAAGUACAUCAGCUAAUGAUUCCAAGACACCUAUUUCUCGAUCUCCUUCACCAAGUGAGGCCAGCAAUGAAAAUGGCAUAGCAGUUGACGGAAGAGGUGACUCUAAAUUUUUGGCGUCAAAAAAAGGAGCGACAACACCUAAUGCGAGCCAGAAGAACAAAAGCAAGCGCAGCAACUUCGCCACUGAACCAUCGGUGACGCGAAGCAGCGCCUCGAAGGCACGCUCAAAGAAGGGCAGUAACUCGUCGCGUUCUUCAAGCGGUUCGAAAAACGUGAUCAACAAUGAUCCGCUCAUGCAGAAGCUAAAGGGCAUUCUUGAGCCACAAAAAGACGACUUCUUUGUGGUAGACUUACAUCCAAAGUGUCACAAGUGCGGUGUGCCGAUGGUCCACGAAGGCUACUGGGAGCUGAAAACCAUUUCUCCUCCUGCCUCUGUUAAUAAUUUGCUGGAAACCGCUAAGAAGUCCCGGUCUUCUUCGUCGAGCUUCCGCAGUUCGCCACCACGCCACUAUCAUUAUUUUUACUGUGGUUCCUGUUACGAAACCAACAAAACCCAGCUACUGUAUCGUGUGGAGGUGUCUGGCAAUUGUGCAAAGCGUGCAAAGGAUUUGAGUGAGAGGAUCUUCCAGCUAAACGGAAAGGUAGCCGCUGCUGAGCUUGCCGAACUGGAUUUGCAGGAGAUGAAGUUUGAGUUGACUCUAAAGUUUGUCGACCCUAUGGAAGGUGUAGAGGAUGAAACCCAGGUUAAGCAGGAAGACAGAUCUGACGAGAUGACGGCAAUCGUGGACAAGGCGAAAGAAAGUAGUGAUGAUACCGGAGAUUUUUCUGGUGAGAUUGCUGUAAGUGGAGCAAGUGGUGAAGCAGCCAAUGACAAUCCUGACAGCAAAGCUGAAAUCGAAGCUGGAGAAGCGGCUGAUGCAGCAACCAAAAGUGCUUCUUCGACAACGGACAAGGGAAGCGAGCCAAGUUUAGAGAAAUAUGGUGGUGAAAUGACAGAAAAGACGAAGGAUGCGAAACCUGUAGCGCAAAAGAAGAAGGUUAGACGCGUGAUAGGUGACGACUUGGACGAUGUGAUCAUGCCGUGUGAGAUCUUUGAUACGCGCGAGGCCUUCCUGUUGUAUUGCCAAAAUAACCACUGCCAGUUUGACCAGAUUCGGCGGGCAAAACACUCGUCGAUGAUGGUGCUCUACCACUUGUUUAACCAGGGUACGACUGGUUUCACGUUCAGCUGUUCGAACUGCAAGACGACACUGCUGAGUGGUAAUCGCUGGAAUUGCUCGAUCUGUCCAGUGUUCAAUCUUUGUGACGCGUGCCAUACGAAAACAAAGCAUGAUCACCAGUUACAUUUGUUCAAGGUGGUUGCCAUCCCGAAACCUGGCAACGAGGUGUCCAGCGAGACAGCCAGUACGAACAUCAAGGGUGUUGUAACUAGUGGGGGUGCGUGUGGCCGUUCCAUCAAACACGAAGCAGGUAGCUCCGAUUUGAAGCGUGCAAAGCAUGUUAAAGGCGUGAGAGGGGUUGGGAAGAAAGUGGACAGCUCUCGCAAGCGGAAGCUAAACCAGGUUUCCUUGGUAGCGACGUCAACAGCUUCCUUAUUUGUAAAAACUGAGGACGCAGCAGCACCUACGGUGGCGGGCGCAGAUCCUGCUUUGACGGAAGGUAACGUUGAUUCCGCCGAAACAAGUACUGCAGCUGAUUCAGCGGCUGGGACUGGCUCAAAUGGCAGUGCAAACGAUGGCGAUGCAUCCAAGAAACGACGGAUUCACAAUAUCGACCCGCAACUCCUGCUACAGCUGGAGCACGCGAGCAGUUGCACGGUGCCUAAUUGCGCAUUCUUCAACUGCAAUCGCAUGCAAGCCAUGCUUAAACAUGGCGCAAUUUGUGAACAGCGACUUGCUGGACCCUGCGUACUGUGCAAGCGCAUCAUUGGACUCCUCUCCGCGCAUGCACGGCAGUGCACCAAAGAAUACACCGUAUGUAAGGUGCCUCGGUGUGCUGACAUCCGCCGCCAUUUCCUAGCGCAAGCUCAAGCUCGACAGCAACAGCUACAGCGGGCACGACAGGUUCAGAUUCAACAGCAAGGAGCUAGUGACUCCGGUGCUGCCAUAACGGCACCCGCAAGCGUCGCAGAAGCUCCUUCCGUCGAAAAGGAAGAGGAUGCAGCCUCGUAG
This is a messenger RNA of Peronospora farinosa, 6417 nucleotides long. Lineage: Eukaryota; Oomycota; Peronosporomycetes; Peronosporales; Peronosporaceae. The record is from the annotation of a GenBank genome assembly.